Messenger RNA from Ceraceosorus bombacis, 392 nucleotides. The record is from the annotation of a GenBank genome assembly. Lineage: Eukaryota; Fungi; Basidiomycota; Exobasidiomycetes; Ceraceosorales; Ceraceosoraceae.
AUGAGAUGUUGCCUGGGUGAGUUAGGGUUAUCGCUUCGUGCACGCAGGCCACCCGGCAGCGGUGCUGACCAUCGUGACUUUCAACAGGAGAAGACACCAUUGUGCAGUACGGAAAACAGAUGAUUCCUAUCGAGGAUACUUUGGGUAGAGCUGGUGGGCCAGCCCUCUGGCAGAUCACUCGUGUGACCAAGCCGGUCGUGCUCAAGGAUGGUGAUUGCCUGGCGGUCCCUGGCGACUCGGAGGUAGACGCCAACCCUGUGUUCAGCAGCAGACGUGAACCGAUGAUUUCCCACCCAGGCCGCGGUGUUCACGUGGUCGACUCUGAGAAUGAGGGGGUCGUCGGAGGACGUCUUCGCGAUAUGAUGUGUUGGGGCAAGAGGUGUUCAAACUGA